GGUAACAAAGGUACUAACCAUGAGACAAUCAACAGGCGGUUUUCAACCAGCAUACCGUCUCAGCGAUGACAUUCUUCAGCUUCCUCCCGUUCUACACCUUGCCGGCUAUCGUCGUGCUCGGCAUCACGGUCUCCCUACACUCGAAGUGGGAGCAGAGGCGCCGCAACGAGCAAGAAGCCAUCCGUCGAGGAUGUGGCCCCGCGCCCAGGAUGCCCAGGAAGGGGUUCUUGGGAUUCGGCAAUCUCCUCAAAGGCCUCGCAGCAAGCCGCGACGACCGGCACCCCCAACAUGUGGUUGAAGCCUUUGACACCGAGCUGGGCAGAGAUGUGCACACUGUCGUCGUCCCCAUCGUCGACUACGAGCUCAUCGUGUCGCGUGAUCCCGCCAACAUCCAAGCCGUCUUCGCCACUCAAUCGGCCGACUGGGACGUCAGCGAGUUUCGCGCUGACAGCAUGAGGCUGUUGUUUGGCCACGGCAUCUUCACGUCCCGCGGCGAGUACUGGAAAACGUCGCGUGCCCUCAUCCGCCCGCAGUUCGCUACGGACCAGGUCAAUGACCUCGACCUCUUUGAGCGACAUGUUCAGCAUUUGCUUGCUGCCAUCCACAAGCAUCACCAUGCUGGCAAGAGUCAAACCGGAUGGACCAGGGCCUUUGACCUGCAACCCCUGUUCUACAAUUUGGCCCUCGACGUCAUGACCGAGAUGCUCUACGGCUACUCGGUGCACUCGCAAGAUCCCUCAGAACGGGUCGAGCUCCCGGUGCUUCCCGGCUUUGAGAGCCCGGACCGCGAAAACAUCGGAAUGCACAUGGACGCCGGCAAGGCUGGCGUCGAGACCCGGAGCGCUCUCUGGAAGUAUCGCUGGCUGCUGCCGUCCGGGAGGUUCCUGAAGCACUGCGCCGCCGUUCACAAAUACGCCGAGUGGUUCGUGGAGCUUCGCCUGCGCCGCGGAGACAGCUACCUGGAUGAUCUCCAGACCCACCAAGCCGGGAAAGCCACCAGCGAGCGCUUUGUCCUCCUUCACGAACUCGCCAAGGUGAAUCAGGAUCCCGUCGACCUGCGCAGCCAGACACUCAACGUGCUCAGCGCUGGCCGGGACACGACGGCCGCCCUCCUCAGCUGGGUGGUCUACUACUUGGCCCGCCACCGCUCCGUCUGGGACAAGCUGCGCGCCGAGGUCCUCGACCGUUUUGGGCCGUACAAACCAGACGAGCCGGUCGGCAUCGAGUUCAGAAUGGUCCGAGAUUCGAUGCCGUACAUGACCGCCGUGAUCAACGAGACGUUGCGCGUUGCUCCCGUGGUCCCGUUGAACGAGCGGGUGUCUCUUCGCGACACCACCUUGCCCCGCGGUGGUGGGCCAAAAAAAGACCAGCCCGUCUUUGUCCCCGCGGGGACGCAAAUUCUAAUUCCCACCUACGCCCUGGGAAUGCGGCCUGAUAUUUGGGGAGACGACUUCCAGGAAUUUAAACCGGAGCGGUGGAUCAACAAUCAUGUUGGGCGUAAGACCGGAUUUGAAUUUGUCCCCUUUGGCGGUGGUGUUCGGCAAUGCAUCGGCCAGCAACUUGCCCGCCUCAAAACGGCCUACAUCCUAAUCAGGCUGAUCCAGCGAUUCGACCGAGUUUACAAUGCCGAGGUGCCUGCGGAUGCGCGGACUAGGUUCCAUCACACUAUUGAGAACAGGAGCGGCAGUGGUGUCCAGAUCAAGCUGCGGUACGCCCAGUGGGAGCCUAAGCCCCGUGAGCCGGGGUCUCGUGCCGAGGAACACCUAACUUAGGAAUCCACAGAUUGUGUCUGUGAUCACCCAUCUGCUACACGCUGUCAUUCAUAUGCAUGGUGUUUGGAAUUAUCACAGGAUCGCUUUUCAGGGGCAUUGUUUCGAUCUGUGAAAAGAGGAAGGUGGCACACACAGUUCUUGCACGUCGGGCUCCCAUGGGAUAUCCAUGCAACCUUCAUCGCAUUGGAGUUAGCGAGUAGAUUCCUGCACUUUGAAU
Messenger RNA from Parathielavia appendiculata, 1989 nucleotides. Its product is annotated as cytochrome P450. Gene Ontology annotation, molecular function: heme binding; oxidoreductase activity, acting on paired donors, with incorporation or reduction of molecular oxygen; monooxygenase activity. Lineage: Eukaryota; Fungi; Ascomycota; Sordariomycetes; Sordariales; Chaetomiaceae. The record is from RefSeq and is a predicted model, not a curated record. Bases 66 to 1772 code for a protein of 568 amino acids. The transcript has 2 exons.